AUGUCGUCAGCAAGCGCCAACCAGCAGCACAAGAACCUCCUCGGCCAUCGCAUCGCCGACGGCCGCUUGGAGCUCGUUCAAGUGCUCGGCCUCGGUGCCUACGGCGUCGUCUACCUCGCCCGUGACUUGCACCACCACCAGGGCGCCUACGCCUCCACCUCUUCCCACGAAGCUUCCGCCUCACUCGCCGCCGCCAAACAGGGCCACACUUCCGGCUACUAUGCAGUCAAGUGCCUCAACAAGGUAGCCCUCGACGCCCGUCAGCGUGCCUUCCAGCGUCGCGAGAUCAUGCUCCACACCAUGGCGUCCAGCCACCCCAACGUCGUCACACUUCACCGCGUCAUCGACGACCCACAAGACCCUUGCGUCUACGUCGUCCUCGACUACUGCCCCGACGGCGACCUCUUUAGCAUGAUCACAGAAAACCAACGCUACAUGUUGCCCGCCUCGUCCUCACGUGUCGCCGAGGAGCAAGGCAUCGACGUUGCUUUCACUCAGGAUCGUCUCCAGAUGGACGCACUCAUCCGCGACGUCUUUGAUCAAAUCCUCGACGCCGUCGACUUCUGCCACCAGAUGGGCAUCUACCACCGCGAUCUCAAACCCGAGAACAUUCUCUGCCUGCGUGGAGGCGCCAAGGUGGUGCUCGCCGACUUUGGCCUCGCGACGGGUGACAAGACCAGCUCCGACUUUGGAUGCGGCAGCACCUUCUACAUGGGCCCCGAGUGCCAAGGUGGCAUCACCCGCCGUCUCACCAGCUACAGCACCGCCGCCAACGAUGUCUGGUCGCUCGGCGUCAUCCUCGUCAACCUCAUCUGCGGUCGCAACCCGUGGAAGCAGGCGUGCCCUGCCGACGACACCUUCCGCGAGUACCUGCGCAACCCCGACUUUCUCAAAGAGAUCCUGCCCAUUUCCGAGGAAGUCAACACCAUCCUCAAGAGCGUCUUCACCUUCCGCGCCGAGGCUCGUUGCUCUAUCGCCGAUCUCAGGAGAAUGGUCCGCAGCGUCGACAGACUCACCGCCACCUCCGCCGAGAUCAAGGCUCGCCAGCAGAUGGCCCGCCAGGCCGCAGCAGAAGCGCACGCUGCCCGCCAGGCCGAGAAGCAGGCCGCCGCUGUCGCCUACCGCGAGCAGCAGCGCAAGCAGCAGACCGCCCUCGAGGCCGCACGUGCUACCCAUGCUCAAGCCUACCUCCCUACCAAUGCCGCCCCCGCCGAGGUUGUUCGCCACGUCGAUGCUGCGCACAAACCCGAGUGUGGCCGGGCUCGCUACCAGCCUCAGGUUGCUACUCUCGAUCAGACUGCGCACCCCAUCGUGUACGCCGACGACCACACUCGCUACGUCUCGCAUACCGAUACCGACGCCGACGCCAUCACGGACGCAGCUCCGUACGACACCUACUCGGACUCGGAGCUCGACAGCAGCAGUUGCGAGGGCGACGGUUCGUUCUCGCCAUCCGAUGCUCCUGACGGCUUGAUUGAGGGUCAUUCGUCGGACAAUGUCGACUGGUCACGCCAUCCUAUCGCGAGGCCCGCCGACGGCCGACUGGAACACCGUGACGUCUCGAACCACACGAGCAUGAGCGAUGUUCACGCACCUCAGAGACCAUGCCUCGGUGUCGACAUCCCUGCGGCUGCGGCUGCGGCUGCGGCUGUAGUGUCUCCCAUUCGUUCCAUGCACAGCUCGACCUGGAUGGACGAGCGCGAAGGCUGUUCGGACGACUGCUCGAGUCGCAGCGGCAGCGGCGAGUCGCGACGCAGUUCGGCAUCCUACACGGGCUUGCCACCUACACCUCAAUUUGUGGCUCACAGCGUCGAAGAGACCAUCAUCACUAGGAACGGCGUCGACUUUUCACCGACACGGGCCAGCAAGCGUGCCCACCCCAACACUGGAUGUGGUGACUACGGCGCAGACACGAUCGGCGCCAUCGUCGGCAAGACAUCGACGCGAGGUCUGCCUGCCCGCUGGCUGCAGAGCCGUUGGGAGCAGGACGUGGACGUGGGCGCGGAGGCGGAUGCGCUUGCUGGGCUAGCUCAUCCUGCCACGGCCGCCGCUGCGGCCGCUGCUGCUGCUGCUGCCAAACACCAAGAUGCGCAGGCUUCUCUGGCUGGCUGGGCGCGUGAAGGUGAUCAGCGCCAGUUUGCCAGUGUGCCAAGCAGGCGCUAUGAGCAUGCGCAGGCGAGACAUCAGUCAAGCACUCGCGGUGCCAUUCCGUCGUACCGUAGCCAUGCCUCACUCGCAGCUGCUCAGCAGUAUGUAGCUGAUGCCGCACGUUACACUCGACACCCAUAG
Molecule: messenger RNA, 2289 nt
Organism: Sporisorium graminicola
Lineage: Eukaryota; Fungi; Basidiomycota; Ustilaginomycetes; Ustilaginales; Ustilaginaceae
Exons: 1
Coding region: 1-2289 (762 amino acids)
Biological process (GO): intracellular signal transduction; protein phosphorylation
Molecular function (GO): ATP binding; protein serine/threonine kinase activity
Source: RefSeq, a predicted model, not a curated record